AUGGGUUCUCUCAAUAACUAUGGGGGUACCCAGGAGUCAAUCAUCAGUCGCGAAUCCAAGCCACACACUCUCUACGGCAAUAUUGGACAUAUCAAUGGAUCUGAUGCUGCGAGUUAUAUAUUCCCUGAAUCUCACACAGGAAUUGUAACGCUGAGUAAUGCAUCUGAUGGACAUAAUGCUGCCGAAGCGGUGGCAAGGAUAUUGAUUCAGGCUAUAUUUGACCUAAAACCACACGUCGAUGUUCCGUCUCAACUUCAGGAGGCAGGUAGGCGUCGUUUUCAAACACGUGCCAACAAAGUCUUGGAGUGGGAGAGUCACCGGGAUGUCACCGCGUACACCAGCCAUCCUGAAGAUUUUCUAGGCACUUACAUUGGCCUAAAUACAUCGCGAGUUAAUAUCAUCAAAAGUGAUACUGCAACCGCUCACGUCUCAGUACAAUUUGCUGAUGAAUCUAGAACUGGUAUAUGUGACUUGGAGCCGUACAAAGCCGACUCUUUGAGCUUCUUGCCAACUGACAAUGACACUUUUCUUUCCCGCGGAAUGCUUGACUGGGAUUACUAUACAGUUGGGGUUUUCGAGUUUUUGAGGGACUCCGACGAACAGGUAGUUGGAUUUUGGUGGCAGUGGGAACAAACUGAUUGGCCAGGACUAUGGGUGAAGCAAAAGGAUGGAAUGACAGAACAGGAUACUCAAGAGAUCAUAUCAAAAUUUGGCAGAUUUCGCAAAGCUGAGAAUCAGAAGACCAGCGCCUACGUUUAUGGGGAAUUUUAUCGAUGUUAUAACUUGCAUCUACUAGUACAAGUUUGCAGCAUUUAA
Penicillium malachiteum is the source of this 816-nucleotide messenger RNA. RefSeq lists its product as uncharacterized. The record is from RefSeq and is a predicted model, not a curated record. The transcript has a single exon. Lineage: Eukaryota; Fungi; Ascomycota; Eurotiomycetes; Eurotiales; Aspergillaceae. Bases 1 to 816 code for a protein of 271 amino acids.